AAGGACUGGGAAAUGAAACGUGGCAUAUACAAGACCGGAUUAAUCCAGGAGGCGGUGAAUGAUAUGUGGUUCGCAAACCGAAGCGAUGAGGGUAUAGUAUAUGCUAAAUACUUUGAUCCUUUACCCGUUCAAACCAUUGCGCUUAUACUCACAGCAAUUGAAUGCUGCAUCGACGAGUGGAUGACUGGAGUAAAGGAGGACAUCAAAUUUUCGUCGGUUGCUUACUCCCCGGUCUACCUUCUCCAUCUCAACUCCCUGCGGCGGUUCGACGAGUGGACUGCUGCUUACAAACUGCUCGGUAAAAUUGGUGUCAAUCUUCUCGACGUCGCUCGGUAUUUUUUUAUUACUUAUGUCAUUCAUCAUCCAAACUGA
Suillus fuscotomentosus is the source of this 372-nucleotide messenger RNA. RefSeq lists its product as uncharacterized. The annotation marks the transcript as partial. The transcript is spliced from 2 exons. The record is from RefSeq and is a predicted model, not a curated record. Lineage: Eukaryota; Fungi; Basidiomycota; Agaricomycetes; Boletales; Suillaceae.